Molecule: messenger RNA, 716 nt
Organism: Chelonoidis abingdonii (Abingdon island giant tortoise)
Lineage: Eukaryota; Metazoa; Chordata; Testudines; Testudinidae
Gene: MGP
Product: matrix Gla protein
Biological process (GO): regulation of bone mineralization
Cellular component (GO): extracellular region
Molecular function (GO): calcium ion binding
Source: RefSeq, a predicted model, not a curated record
CUCCAGUGAAUGCUACAGGACGCUGGGAGAACUCCCCCUUAGACAAGAGCUGCAGACUGAAAAGGAAGCAAGUCCAGACCUGUCUAGAAUUUCCCGCUGCCCUCAGUGGAAAGAGAGUAAAACAGAGAGUGAGAGAGUGACUCCUACACAAUGCGGACCCUCAUCCUCCUCACGCUCCUGGCUGUUUUGAUGGUGGCAGCUUUCUGCUAUGAGUCUUAUGAGAGUAUGGAAUCCCACGAGUUUGUCAAUCCCUUCAUUAACAGACGAAAUGCCAACGACUUCAUGAGAUCUCAGCCAAGACGAAACUUCAUGGUGCAGGAGAGGAUCAGAGAACGCAAUAAGACCCCCCAGGAACGCCAGCGAGAGAUCUGCGAGGACUACAACCCCUGUGAGCGCUAUGCCAUGCGCCAUGGCUACAUCGCUGCCUAUAAGCGCUACUUUGGGCAGCGGAGGAGCAAGUUCGAGUAACAAGUUCCCAUCCCCGGUGCCUGGAGCCUGGGUUCUGUACCUAGAAAGAGCGAUGUCUCUGAAACCUAUUAAGUUGCUUGUUAACUGUAUGUUAUCCUGCCUGCCCUCUGCUUCACUCCCCUGUAACCAGGGAUUCCUAGAUUUUGUGUAAAUUAGCCCAAUGCCGCUGUAGAAGAGGUUGGACAGGAGCCAGGAUGUGGGUGUUUAUUAGACAAUAAACUGCUGGUUUGAUACUAUUUCUUUGUGAC